Oncorhynchus keta (chum salmon) is the source of this 1440-nucleotide messenger RNA. RefSeq names its product protein Wiz-like. Gene Ontology annotation, molecular function: RNA polymerase II cis-regulatory region sequence-specific DNA binding; DNA-binding transcription factor activity, RNA polymerase II-specific. Bases 1 to 1020 code for a protein of 339 amino acids. Gene Ontology annotation, biological process: regulation of transcription by RNA polymerase II. Gene Ontology annotation, cellular component: nucleus. The transcript has 6 exons. The record is from RefSeq and is a predicted model, not a curated record. NCBI's taxonomy places the organism in Eukaryota, Metazoa, Chordata, Actinopteri, Salmoniformes, Salmonidae.
AUGACUAUCAUAGUCAAGAGGGAGCCAUCGUCCUCUCACUCCAGCGCCGACCCGACCUGGGCCAAUCACAGGAGGUCCUCGGAGCCUUCGUGGGCUCCCCAGGGAUCUAAGAGGACUUUCACCCCUCCACUGGACUACUCCCUCAACGACAAGCCUUUCCCUGAGAAGAAUGGAUCCUCUCAGUCUGCCGGGGAGGCGUGCUGUGAGCUGUGCGGCUUUGACUUUGAGAACCGCACGGCGCUGGCGAGCCACGCCCGGGCCCACCUCCGCCAGCUGGGGGUUAAGGAGUGGAGGGCAGAGGGUGUGAAGGCCUCCCCCAUCGAGUUGCUCAGCGCCUGGAUCCAGAGGCAGCCCCACAAGGCCGCGGAGAUCCACCGCCAGUACCGUGACGGUGACCGCAACAUCAGGUUUAAGAGGAACGCCCCGUCCCACUUUCCCUCCACAGACUCAAGCUCCUUCCCCUCGGGAGCCCAGAGGGCUGUGGUGCUGGGGCGCAGGGCGGGCCGAGAGGUGGCCAGGGUCGCUGGGGGUUCGUCCAGGGCAGCUCAAGGUCAAAGGUCACAGGGGGAGACGGGACACUCGUCAUAUCACCAUCAUACCGUCACUCAUACGCAGUCCCAGGGGGCUAGAGGAGACUUCAACCACAUACGCUCUCCUAGAGGUUUUGAGCGGCGGGUCCCUAAACACACCGCCCAUACGGAGGGAGCAGAAGGGGACGGUGGCUCUCAACAACCCCCCCGGUCAGGAAACAUCCCUUCCCUGGUUCCCAGGCCUCCCUCCACUCCUCUGGUCAAACAAGUGGGCAAAGAGUACACCCUCAAGUGCAGGUUCUGUGAGGCAGUGUUCCAUGGAUCUCAGUCAGUACAGGAGGACUGGAUCAGACACCUGCAGAAACACAUCCUGGACCUCCGCUUCAACAAGGUCUGUCCUCCCCCUGACCCAGAACGGCUCCUGGUCCCGGGCAUCGAACCCUCAGCCACCACCACCACCCCGGUCCUUCUGGCACCACUGGUGGUUUAAAUGGUUCACUACUAUGGCUACACUCACUGCAUUUCCCUUAUUACCACUUAGUUGGAUCGUCUUAUCUGUUGUUUUCCUCAAAGGACUGUUGAACUCAGUCUACACUGUGGUAAAAACACCUAAUAAGGUGUGUGUGUGUGUGUGUGUGUGUGUGUGUGUGUGUGUGUGUGUGUGUGUGUGUGUGUGUGUGUGUGUGUGUGUGUGGGGGGGGGGUGAUGUGUUCAUUUAUUUAUUCAGUGUUAAAGGAAUGACUUGGUUUGAAUGAUAACUGCACAAAGUGGAUAUACUGUAGCACUAGUCUUGUCCACCAGCUGUGUCUCUCUCUAGCUGUUAGCCUGGGGAUAAGGUUAGUGUAGCACAGACAUAGCUGUACCAGCCUCAUAUCAACUCUAGAGGGCCUACUUGGGCCAGUUGAAGAAG